AUGGGCGAUGAAACAGCAGAUGCUGAGCCACAGCAUCCUUCCGACAUCUCUGUCAAGGCCCGCGUUGUCGAGGCUGGCACAGCCGCAAGUAGCUCCUCUCGAAGUAAAGUACUCCUUCCCGUUGAUAUCAUUCGUUCGCUCAAGCUUCAAACAGGCGAUGGAGUGCUCGUCACAACCGGGAGAUCAGAUGAUGCGAGCUUUCUCGUCGGCACAGUAUGGCCGUCCUUUGCUCUCGAAGCCGGUACUGUUCGCCUUCCUUUGGCUGCUCAAAUUCCCGCCGGUCUGCAAUCUGGUCAGACGGUCUCAAUCAAAUCUCUUCAAGCGACACAGUCUAAGAGCUCUCUCAGAAAGCCUCCUACAGCUGCAUCAAUCGUGCUUGCUGCUCCUGCCGACAGGCCGCCCGUAUUAACAUCGCUCGCGAAGCUUGGCAAGUCGGACCGACAGAUGCUCACGGUUCAUGCAAAGGAAAGUCUCACCGAUCUCGAAUGCAUUCACCCCGGCCAAGAGCUAGCUUUGAGCUUUCAAGGAGCUCUAUAUCUUUUUGUCGUGUCUUCCAUACUCGAUACAAGUGGGCAGAAAGGAUGGACCGUCACGACCUCGGCUCAUUCGGCUACAACAGACAGCUCGACACAAGUUUGCAUGAUGAGCCGCACCACCGAGGUUUCCAUCAGCUCCUUCGAUACAUACUCGAAUCAAAUGAAAGAAUCAGCCGCUCAGUCCGCAAAUGAGACCUUAAAAGAGGAUCCAUACGCAAAGCUGGGCGGAUUGGACCGACAGAUUGCGGAGAUUAAAACUUUGAUUGAAAUGCCACUCAUGUCGCCCGAGAUCUUUGUUCAGUACGGCCUCAAACCACCCAAAGGCGUUCUUCUUUAUGGUCCACCGGGAACCGGAAAGACAUCGCUCGCGCGAGCCGUGGCAACAGCAACAGGCUCCUCUUAUAUAACUAUCAAUGGUCCGGAGCUGUCAUCCGCCUUCCACGGUGAGACUGAGUCCAAGCUCCGCAGCAUUUUCAAAGAAGCUAGACGCAAAAGUCCAUGCAUCAUAAUUAUCGACGAGAUCGACGCUUUAGCUCCCAGGCGAGAUGGUGGCACCGGUGAAGGGGCCAAUGCGGACGGAGCCGGCGAAGUGGAGCGCAGAGUUGUCGCGCAGCUGCUGACACUCCUUGAUGGUAUGGAAGAGGCUGACGAUGACGAAGACAGCCUAGAACAGGCUGAAGCGGAUUUCAGCAAUGUACAUGUGGAGGACGGCACGACGACGGAGAAAACGAUAUCGACAAAGGCGCCUACUCGUGUUGUCGUUCUUGCCGCAACAAACAGGCCCAACGCAAUCGAUCCCGCCCUUCGCCGUCCUGGCCGUCUGGACCGCGAGAUCGAGAUCGGCAUCCCGUCUGCUGUAGCCCGAGGCGAGAUCAUUCGAGCCCUCAUCCGGCCUGUUCCACACAAUCUCAGCUCGAAGCAGAUCGACGACCUUGCUGGCCGUACGCAUGGAUACGUCGGAGCCGACCUUUCAGCUCUCGUCCGCGAAGCUGGUAUGCGAGCCGUUCGUCGCACUUUCGCUCGUCGCCAAUCCGGAAAAGAUCGGAUCGAAGCUAGGCUUGCUUCAAUGUCCAUUGAAACUGCCAGUUCAGGCGAUUCGGUCGAUUCGAUGCUUGACAAUGUCACUGCAGAGGAUUUGCAUGCGGCUCUGUCACUCGUCCGGCCCUCGGCGAUGCGUGAGAUCUUCCUCGAGCCCCCGAAAGUCUAUUGGUCAGACAUUGCCGGUUCCUUGACUCCAUCCGCUGGUGGCUCUGGAGCCUUGUCCACCAAAUCUGUUCAGGCUCAGGUGCAAGAGCUUGUUGAAUGGCCCAUCAAGCACGCUUCCACCUUCGCACGUCUGGGCGUCUCUCCACCGCGGGGCGUUCUUCUGUAUGGUCCACCAGGUUGUUCCAAGACGCUCAUCGCACGAGCGCUCGCUACCGAAUCAGGACUCAACUUCCUCGCGGUCAAAGGACCCGAGUUAUACUCCAAGUACGUCGGUGAAUCGGAACGUGCAGUUCGCGACACUUUUAAGAAAGCAAGAGCCGCAGCACCAAGCAUCAUCUUCUUUGACGAGAUCGAUGCUUUGUCGUCUAGCCGCGACGGAGACUCCUCUAGCGGUGAUGCUCUUAACAGCCGUAUCAUCGCAACCUUGCUCAACGAGAUGGACGGCAUCGAAGCCAUGUCCGACGUAAUUGUGAUUGGUGCCACCAAUCGACCUCAGGCGCUAGACCCUGCUCUGCUUCGACCGGGCCGAUUGGACAGGCUCGUAUAUGUGGGUCCCCCCGAUCAUGCGGCCAGACAGCAGAUCUUGCGCACAAGAAUGGCCAAAAUGGCGGUCAGCGCCCACAGUAUCGAUUUUGAGAAGCUUGCUCAAAUGACGGAUGGAUGUUCGGGUGCUGAGGUAGUGUCGAUCUGCCAAGAGGCUGGAUUCCUGGCGAUGGACGAAGAUCUCAACUGUCAAACGAUCGAGCAACGACAUUUUGAAAGCGCCGCUGCGUCGGUCAAGCGUCGCAUCACUACGCUGAUGAUUCGACAAUACGAGACUUGGCGCGAUACCCUUGUAGUCUAA
This is a messenger RNA of Mycosarcoma maydis (corn smut), 2586 nucleotides long. RefSeq lists its product as uncharacterized. Gene Ontology annotation, molecular function: ATP binding; ATP hydrolysis activity. The record is from RefSeq and is a predicted model, not a curated record. NCBI's taxonomy places the organism in Eukaryota, Fungi, Basidiomycota, Ustilaginomycetes, Ustilaginales. Gene Ontology annotation, cellular component: cytoplasm. The transcript has a single exon. Bases 1 to 2586 code for a protein of 861 amino acids.